UAAAAAGAAACCAUACGAAAGAAAAUGAAAGAGAAAAAAGUGAAAAUGUAGCUCACAAUCCAAACAUUUCCAUCAUUGAUGCUUCCUUCUCUUUUACCGUCUUUAUUAAACACCAAAUCUUUGAUACCAACCAAAAAUUCACACCAAGAAAAACAAUCAAGAUCACAUUUUUCACACAAUGGCCGUGACGCCGGAGCCGUUGCCACGGACCAACGCCGUGGAUUUCAGAGCUCCUCCACCGUCUCCGGUGGCGCCGGGAAGGCAGUCGCCCUUCGCGAACGACGACGUUUUGAGUGAAUACCUCCAGCAGUCCCUCAAAGUCCCCGACCUGGUUCUUCCGGACCGGGUUUUUCCCUGCCAGAAAUCGGUCCAAAACCCGCCAAGAAUCGAUUUUGGGAAACUGGGUUCGUUUGAAAGCGAAAUGGGUUUCAAAAUAUGUGAUCUGAUUGCGCAGGUUGGGUGUUUGGAGUUGAUCAACCAUGGGAUUUCGCCGGAUUUGAUGGGGCUGGUCUUGUUUCUUGCCGGAGGCAUCUUUCAGAUCCCGCCGGAGAAGAAGAAGACGGCGGCGAGAUCGCCGGAGAGGCGAUACGGGUUCGAGGAGAUCCAUGGCGAGGAGGAGAUCAGGGAUCAGAGCGAGGAGUUUUUGUGGUGUGAUGAAACAACCAUGAAAUCGGAAAUGGAGGGAAUUUGGCCCUUUGGAUUUUCAAAUUUCAGCCAAGAAAUGAAGAAGCUGUCGAGGCAAAUGGAAGAAGUAGGUAGGAGAAUUAUGCUAUUUCUGGAGCAACAUAGUUUGAAGAAGUUUUCGGCGGAAAAUGGGUUACCGGAGGAGCAAGAAAGCGCCGGAAAAGUAUGGUGUAUAGAGAAACAUGGGCGGAAAAUGGGCGGCGAUCAUUCACUCAGAUAUGAUGUGAUAAGAAUGCUGAUAAAGGGAUCUGAAUUUUCUCAUGCAUUGAGUUUACAUUUGUGGAGUGGAACAACUGAUUUCCAUGUUUACUCCAAGAAAGGUUGGGUCUCGUUUUUUCCCGCCAGAAAUUCCAUCGUCGUCACCAUUGGAGAUAAGUUACAGGGGUGGAGUGGUGGGCAAUAUAAACAUGUUAUAGGAAGGCCAGUCUUCAAAGGUGAAAAUGAAAAGUCUAAUAUUUCAAUGGCAUUUCUAUAUUCACCUCCAAAAUUCACAAACUCAACCAAACAGGAUGACGAUUUUACCAUUUCUAUCACCCAACAAUUCAUUUUGUGUGUAUUAAUUACUUUUGUUUACCGAUUUUUAAUUUCUAUUUACCAUUUUUUUUGUAUAAAAGUUUUUAAGUAAUAUUUGGGCCCAGAGCGGCAGAGCCCAUAAAGAGUGAGCCAGAUGUAACCAUUUUUUAGUUGAUUGGGCUUUAUAGCUUCAUCAUCUUUGUUAGGCCCAGAUCAACAUUUUUUCACUUUUUUUUAAUCUUUCAGUUUUUUCUCUUUUUAAUUUUUUUUUCUCGAGUGAUUUUUCCCGAGUGAUCAUGUAUUUUGUGUAAAAAUCUAGCUAGAGAAUUAGAGUUUAAAAAAACACCACUCGUGUAUUUUGCAGAACAAUUCAUAACACAAAUCGAGUUUAUCUUUUUUGUUUUUA
Messenger RNA from Salvia miltiorrhiza (redroot sage), 1603 nucleotides. Its product is annotated as gibberellin 3-beta-dioxygenase 4. The record is from RefSeq and is a predicted model, not a curated record. Lineage: Eukaryota; Viridiplantae; Streptophyta; Magnoliopsida; Lamiales; Lamiaceae.